Messenger RNA from Neomonachus schauinslandi (Hawaiian monk seal), 1485 nucleotides. It is a transcript of the gene NUTM2F, whose product is annotated as NUT family member 2F. NCBI's taxonomy places the organism in Eukaryota, Metazoa, Chordata, Mammalia, Carnivora, Phocidae. The transcript has 7 exons. The record is from RefSeq and is a predicted model, not a curated record. Bases 1 to 1485 code for a protein of 494 amino acids.
AUGGGCCCCGGAGCCUCCAUGUCUUCCGUCACGUCAUGGCCCUUUCCCGCCCCCACUCCCACCCCGCCCUGGCGGCCACUCUGGGGGCAGCACGCGCCGCCCCUCCUGACCCCGCCAUUCCCUCCCGGUGGCCCCCUGGUGCUGCCAGCCCUCCUCCCCAACUCACCGUUGGCCGCAGGAGAGCCUGGCCCUGGCCCCAGUGGGACCGGGACCCGCAAUGUCAUUGUCCAGGUCAGGUCAGAACGGGGGUCCUCAGAGACACCCCAGACUCAGACCAUCGUCUUUACUCAGGCCCCCCUCAGCUGGAGUGCUCCAGGGGCCCUCUGUGGGGGUGCCUCAUGUCCCGCACCCCUCUUCGUGGCAGCCUCUGUGCUGGAGACCAGCAUGCCUGCCUCGGCCUUUGGGGGCCCCCAGGCUGGCAAGGGAGGCUUGGCCCCAGGCCUUCCAGCCCCAGCCCCGCCCCUGGCUGCCCAGCCGACCCCCAUCGUGCCCCCAGUGAGCGCCGGGCCACAGCCUCACGGAGCUUCCAGGGAGGGCAGCCUGGCCAGGAGCCCGACCACGGCCUCGCCCGAGGACUCCUGUAACCCCAGGAGUGUUUACGAGAACUUCAGGCGCUGGCAGCGCUUCAAGUCGCUGGCCCGGAGGCACCUCCCGCAGAGCCCCGACGCAGAAGCUCUCUCCUGCUUCCUCAUCCCGGUGCUGCGGUCCCUGGCCCGCCUGAAGCCCACUAUGACGCUGGAGGAGGGGGUGUGGCGGGCCGUGCAGGAAUGGCAGCGCAGAAGCAACUUCGACCGCGUCAUCUACUACGAGAUGGCAGGAAAGUUCAUGGAGUUUGAGCUGGAGGAGGAGAUGCAGAUUCAGAAGUUGCAGUGGCUGAAGGUGGCCCAGGGCCUGCCUCCUCCGGCUCCGCCGAAGCCUGAGCCGCGGGGGCCCCCAGCCCCAGAAGCGGGCCCACAGCCAGCGUGCAUUCGCAGGAAGGCGGGUUCCAGGGCCCAGCCCUCCCGCCUGCAGCCACACAGACCCCCACGGGCCCUGGAGAACAAGGCGCCCAAGGAGAUCCCCCCUGAGGCCGUGAGAGAGUACGUGGACAUCAUGGAGGGGCUGCUGGGGCCUGGCCACUCAGCCCCGGGGGGGCCAGCAGGUGAAUGGGGAGAGGACGGAAAGGAGCCACAGCAGGAUGAGGCCACGACCUACCCGGACCCGGGUCUCCUGAGCUACAUUGACAAGCUGUGUUCCCAGGAAGACUUCAUCACCAAGGUGGAGGCAGUCAUCCACCCCCGAUUCCUGGCAGAAUUGCUUUCCUCAGAACCACAGCUGGACCUCCUGGCCCUAGCUGAGAAAUUGGAGCAGGAGGAAGGACUCACCCUUGCAGAGCUGGUGAAGAAAAGACUGGUGGCCUUGAAGGCAGAGGAGGGUGUGCAGGCAGCCCCCCGUCACUGCGCAGCCCGGUCGGGCCCUGGUCCUGAGUGUCAGAUUACCAGUUAG